This is a messenger RNA of Ostreococcus lucimarinus CCE9901, 513 nucleotides long. RefSeq names its product possible early light inducible protein (gene ELIP3). The record is from RefSeq and is a predicted model, not a curated record. Lineage: Eukaryota; Viridiplantae; Chlorophyta; Mamiellophyceae; Mamiellales; Bathycoccaceae. The transcript has a single exon. The coding region runs from base 1 to 513 and encodes 170 amino acids.
AUGACUGGUGCGAUCUUCGCCGGUGAACAGUCCCAGUGGAAGGAUCCGCGUUGGAAGAACGGUAACUGGGACCUCGACAUGUUCAAGAACGCAGCUGGCGAAGUUGACUGGGAUGCCGUGAUCGACGCAGAAGUCGUGCACCGCAAGAUGUUGGAGGACAACCCGGCCGUCUAUGAUGAAGACGGUCUCUUCGAUACCUCCAUUGUGCCGUGGCAAGUGUGGAUGCGCCGAUUCCAUCUUCCGGAGGCGGAGAAGGCGAACGGCCGCGCCGCCAUGGUUGGCUACGCGUUUGCGUACCUCAUUGACGCCGCCGGCGGCGCCGGUCUCGUUGACUUGCACAACUCCUUCUUGGGCAAGACUGCCAUUUUCGCUACCAUCCUUUUCGUCACCCUCGUCCGAUCUCUCAAGGACAUUGACAACCUCAAGGAUCUCGCGGCUGAAGCUACUUUCUACGAUAAGCAGUGGAAUGCGUCCUGGGAAGGUGUCGACCGUCCGUCUGAAUCGCAGAAGUAA